This is a messenger RNA of Eurypyga helias (sunbittern), 429 nucleotides long. It is a transcript of the gene TMEM38B, whose product is annotated as transmembrane protein 38B. The coding region runs from base 49 to 429 and encodes 126 amino acids. Lineage: Eukaryota; Metazoa; Chordata; Aves; Eurypygiformes; Eurypygidae. The transcript is spliced from 3 exons. Gene Ontology annotation, biological process: potassium ion transmembrane transport. Gene Ontology annotation, cellular component: membrane. Gene Ontology annotation, molecular function: potassium channel activity; identical protein binding. The record is from RefSeq and is a predicted model, not a curated record.
GCUGUGGAAGUGUCGGUCCGAAGUCCGAUUGCAUGCUGGUUUGCUGCUAUGCUUUAUUGCUUUGGUGGUUCAGUUUUGUCUUCAUUGAUGCUUGCAGAACCUCCCAUAGCAUUUCUGGCAAAGGGCACAAACACUCUACUGGCAUCUUCAGUCUGGUAUUUUGUGUUUUACUGCCCACAAGACAUAUUCUACCAGUGCUUUGCCUUUCUGCCUCUUCGGCUUCUUGUUGCAGGAAUGAAGGAAGUGGCUAGGACUUGGAAGAUAAUGGCUGGCGUUGCAUAUGCUGACAGUCACUUCAAAGAUGCCUGGCUUGUCAUGGUAGCUGUGGGCUGGGCCAGAGGAGCUGGUGGUGGCCUGAUGUCCAACUUUGAGCAGUUGGUGAGAGGAGUGUGGAAACCUGAAACCAAUGAACUACUGAAGAUGUCCUAG